AUGCCCAUGUACUCUGACGAGGAUGCCGCGGAGACGGUGCGGAUGGAGUCAUCCAAUGCCGAUGCUUGGCGAGAGGGAAACUCUUGUGCGGUGCCGCAUUCCUCCAAAAUCCGCGGGCGAACCUCACAGGCCGCUGCACCCAGCGUCAACAAAGGCGCAACAUCUACGCUGCACCAACGGCGCGGCCGCGUGAUGGGGCGCCGCUACUGGAGCAUCUGCGUGGCGCUGGUGUUGAUGACGCUCUUCCUCAGUGAGCUUCUACUAGCGCGGUGGGUGUUGAGGCCCGUUGCGCCAACAGCCUCUGUUGGCCAUGCGGGAGCAAGCCAAAGGAAGGCUGGGCAGCGAGCGGUGACGUCGUCAACGACGCGGCCACCGGCGUCCACUGAGGCUGCGGUGGACAGCAGGAAUAACGAUGCUGCGGCGACGGCAGCCAGCAAAAGAGCUGGCAUCGGCGAAGAGCUGCUGCCACCCACGACGCUGGUGCCUUGGGUCAAUGCCUCUCCGCCCGUGGCCUCACCUGACGUGGCGUCAUCAGUGCACAGGGCGGCAUCGGCACCCCUGCACGAGCAGGUGACCGACACAAACCGUUCAGCCGUCACUGAAGGCAAUGCCGCACAAACGGCAACCAACGCAGAGACUCUGAAUACACUAGUCGAAGAGUUGCUGACCUCAUCGGCCCACACGAGUGCCACCACCGGAAAUCCGUUGUCGUCGUCGCAGCACCAGCACCAGCACCAGCAGCCGACCUCUGUAACGCAUGUGUCACCACCACAACCGCCGAAACAGCAAGAUGAGGAGGACAUGCGUGAUAGCCCUGUUCCCCCUCCGCGUCCUGCGCCGUGGGCGAAAGGCGGUGGCAGUGUUCGCCUGCGUCACAUGUUCUCCAUUCUCACCGUUCUGGCAGGUGCGCCCUUGACGACGCCGAGCGUCGCGGGAGAUGCCACCAGCCGCAUCCAGGACAAGGAAGUGCGACUGCUGAAGAGGGCCGCCAUGGGCCUCUACCGGUCGGGCAUGGCACAGCACGCCAGCUUCCACGAGUGGCUCCUUGUUCACAACAAAGUGCUCGAGCUAGGGGCGCAGAAGAGUGAAGAGGCCACAGUGCGGGAGUGGUGGCGCGUAGCACGCAGCGAGCAGGAGGCAGCAGCGGCCCCCUCUCUGAGGGGGCUAACCUCUGCCUCGACAUAUCUGCCGCAUGUGCGCGUGGCGGGGCUGCCACACACAUCACUGGCCAGUCCUCUCACGACGAAGUUGGCGUUUGCGCUCUUGCACGGCGUCCGGCUUGUCGUGACGGAGUACAUCGUUCUUCACGACCUGCAGUGGACCUUGACGGGGGCGAGCGGGCUUGUCUUCGGUGGCGCAGCAGACGCGGCGGGUGCUGCGUUCAUCGGACGCGCCAACUCGGCUAACACCAACGCGUCGCCGCCCUCUUCGAGUGGCAACGUUGUCCAGAGAGAAAUCACGCUGGCUCUUCAGACGCUAUCGAAGAACGACUGCCCAGAUCUGCCAACGAUUGUGGUGGACCAGGAGCGUAGCGGCGCCACAGAGGACGUGCAUGCAUACCGCCUGCAGGUGUACGCGUCGCAGGAAUGGCGCCAGCCGGAGCGCGAGGCGGAGCUGCAAUCAAAGCUGAUCGCCUACGUGCAGAAGAUUCGGUCUCCAACUACAGCAUCCCCUUCCGUGGUGGCUUCGGUCCACAAACCCAUGUCAGACGCCCUCAUCUCAAGCGCCGCCACCGCUGGUGCUGAGGCGACUGCAGCGAGCGAGGUGCCGGUGCAGAAUGGGCUGCCCAUUGUAGCGUACAGCGCAUCCGCUCACUUUCACUGCCAACACGCGCCCCUCUACGGCACCCGCAUACUGGCUCCGCUAUGGCUCCGCCCCUCUCGCCACAAACCCAAAGCACUGUCCCACAGCACUCGCUAUGGGGCACCAGGAAGAAACGCCUCCACCCCCUCUCCACCCCUCACGACUCUCUGCGAAGCGCUCGUCAGCAGCCAGCUGGGGCUUGGUGAUGCUUACGCCGUUCAAGGGAGCACCUUCCACCGCGUCUUCUGCCAGGAGUGGCUGCAGUUCGCGCUGCUUCCGAGCCCCAAGACACCGAUACGUGGCAACACCAAGCUGGACGCAGCAUCCGAAGCCGAGGUGGCCAGCCUCAUGGCCACCCUGCGCAAGUCCCAGCCGCAGCGCGAGAGCGACGUCGAUGUGCAGCGGAUGGACAUGGCGCAAAGACUCGGCGACGGGUUGUGCACGGUGGAGUGGGUGGCACACCUGAAGGCAGCACAGCUGCACUACCGCGAGAUGGCUGAGCGGAAGCGCUGGCGUGCCGAUAAUCUGACGCGCUCAACAACCACCACGGCCACAAGCGAUAUAGCCGGACUUGCCGCCCAUUCACCCGCCUCUCCUGUGGCGCCAGCAGCCGUGCCGCGGCUCUCCCUCUCUAACGCAGCUGGGUGGUCGCCGUACUUGAACCAGUACGCGACGCUUCUCUUCUCCGAAGACACGGGGCAGCUCUCGCGAGUGGCCGGCACAUAUCUCGCGUUUCUCCCGAACGUCCACUACGCCCUCCAGCACAUCCGGCGCACGGUGGAAGACAAGCUUGCCUCUGUAUCUCUCAAGUACGCGGUAGAACGGACACGGCGCUUCACCUCCGUGAAGCAACCAACCGACCGAGAAGUUGUCUGCCUUCCCUCCCACCUCUCCCGCGUGCACCGGCACGCUGCCAUGUACAACACGCAGUGGUUCCUGAGUUAUCUAGGCUUGCGGUGCGUGCAGCACAAGAGCUCCUGCCUCGGCGGCCUCUUCGAGUCGGAGGAGCGCACCCUCCAGAACAUGGACCGCUACCUCUCGACCACUGGCAAGUGGAGUCGCGGCGAGUUCCGCGUGUGCAUGUCGGCUGGCGUGUACGUCUCAGACCCCUUGGAUGAGAUGCUGUGA
Leishmania mexicana MHOM/GT/2001/U1103 is the source of this 2931-nucleotide messenger RNA. RefSeq lists its product as hypothetical. The record is from RefSeq and is a predicted model, not a curated record. The transcript has a single exon. The coding region runs from base 1 to 2931 and encodes 976 amino acids. NCBI's taxonomy places the organism in Eukaryota, Euglenozoa, Kinetoplastea, Trypanosomatida, Trypanosomatidae.